This is a messenger RNA of Cajanus cajan (pigeon pea), 668 nucleotides long. The record is from RefSeq and is a predicted model, not a curated record. NCBI's taxonomy places the organism in Eukaryota, Viridiplantae, Streptophyta, Magnoliopsida, Fabales, Fabaceae.
UCCAUCGACACAAAAUCACAGAUUUGGUAUCCCUACCUUUAUUUUUACUUUAAUUUGACUGUGGGUGCAGGAACUCGUUCCAAGUGUCAACAAGGGAUCAUGAGACCCGAUCGAAGUUGGAUGUUGCGAAGAUUUGAUUGCUUCGGCAUUGUAAAUGAAGAAUUCAGACAAGGGGUUGAUGGUUUCAUUCGAGUUGCUACAAGAGACUCGAAAAUUGCCGAUGUAUCAGGGCGCAUUCCUUGUCCAUGCGCAAAAUGUAGGAAUCGAUAUUGGGAUACUACAUUUAAUUGGAAAAACAUUUGUAUCACCAUGGAUUUGUCGAUGGUUGUAGGUCCCUUUACCACACCUGUUAGAGAAGACAUCACUACAUUAGCUACACAAAUGUCUCAAAUGCAAGAACAGAUGCAGUCACAAUUGAAUCUACAAACACAAUCCCAAAUGCAAUUGCAGACACAACUACAAGCACAGAUGAAGGCACAAGCACAAUAUAUGCAGGCACAAUUGAAGGCACAAGCUGAUAUGCAAGCACAAAUGCAGGCACAAAUGCAGGCACAAAUGAAGGCACAAGCAGAAAUGCAAGCACUUUUGCAACAACAAAUGCAGGAACAAAUGCAGUUUUUGAGGAAAGAGAUAUUACCUGCCUUAAAGAUGUUCCAAGUGUCAACAAG